Procambarus clarkii (red swamp crayfish) is the source of this 1387-nucleotide messenger RNA. The record is from RefSeq and is a predicted model, not a curated record. Lineage: Eukaryota; Metazoa; Arthropoda; Malacostraca; Decapoda; Cambaridae.
GAAAGCCAACCCUCUGUACUCCAGGAAAGCCAACCCUCUGUGCUCCAGGAAAGCCAAUCUUCUGUGCUCCGGGAAAGCCAAUCCUCUGUGCUCUGGGAAAGUCAACCCUCUGUGCUCCAGGAAAGCCAACCCUCUGUGCUCCAGGAAAGCCAACCCUCUGUACUCUAGGAAAGCCAACCCUCUGUGCUCCAGGAAAGCCAACCCUCUGUGCUCCAGGAAAGCCAACCCUCUGUGCUCCAGGAAAGCCAACCCUCUGUACUCUAGGAAAGCCAACCCUCUGUGCUCCGGGAAAGCCAACCCUCUGUGCUCCGGGAAAGCCAACCCUCUGUGCUCCGGGAAAGCCAACCCUUUGUGCUCCAGGAAAGCCAACCCUCUGUACUCCAGGAAAGCCAACCCUCUGUGCUCCGGGGACGCCAACCGUCUGUGCUCCGGGGACGCCAACCCUCUGUGCUCCAGGAAAGCCAAUCCUCUGUGCUCCGGGAAAGCCAACCCUCUGUGCUCCAGGAACGCCAAUCCUCUGUGCUCCAGGAAAGCCAACCCUCUGUGCUCCAGGAACGCCAAUCCUCUGUGCUCCAGGAAAGCCAACCCUCUGUGCUCCAGGAAAGCCAAUCCUCUGUGCUCCAGGAAAGCCAACCCUCUGUGCUCCAGGAACGCCAAUCCUCUGUGCUCCGGGACGCCAACCCUCUGUGCUCCGGGAAAGCCAACCCUCUGUACUCCAGGAAAGCCAAUCCUCUGUGCUCCAGGAAAGCCAACCCUCUGUGCUCCAGGAAAGCCAACCCUCUGUGCUCCAGGAAAGCCAACCCUCUGUGCUCCAGGAAAGCCAACCCUCUGUGCUCCAGGAAAGCCAACCCUCUGUGCUCCAGGAAAGCCAACCCUCUGUGCUCCAGGAAAGCCAACCCUCUGUGCUCCAGGAAAGCCAACCCUCUGUGCUCCAGGAAAGCCAACCCUCUGUACUCCAGGAAAGCCAAUCCUCUGUGCUCCAGGAAAGCCAACCCUCUGUGCUCCAGGAAAGCCAACCCUCUGUGCUCCGGGAAAGCCAACCCUCUGUGCUCCAGGAAAGCCAACCCUCUGUGCUCCAGGAAAGCCAACCCUCUGUUCUCCGGGAAAGUUAACCCUCUGUGCUCCGGGAAAGCCAACCCUCUGUGCUCCGGGAAAGCCAACCCUCUGUGCUCCAGGAAAGCCAACCCUCUGUACUCCAGGAAAGCCAAUCCUCUGUGCUCCGGGAAAGCCAACCCUCUGUGCUCCGGGAAAGCCAACCCUCUGUGCUCCAGGAAAGCCAACCCUCUGUGCUCCGGGGACGCCAACCGUCUGUGCUCCAGGAAAGCCAACCCUCUGUGCUCCGGGAAAGCCAACCCUCUGUGCUCCGUGGAAGCACAGAGGGUUAUGA